This is a messenger RNA of Sphaerulina musiva SO2202, 405 nucleotides long. Its product is annotated as Cerato-platanin. The record is from RefSeq and is a predicted model, not a curated record. The transcript has 2 exons. Bases 1 to 405 code for a protein of 134 amino acids. Lineage: Eukaryota; Fungi; Ascomycota; Dothideomycetes; Mycosphaerellales; Mycosphaerellaceae.
AUGCAAUUCUCCCUCCUCCUCCUCGCAGCAACAGUCUCCGCCAUCCGCGUCAGCUACGACGAAGGCUACGACGACCCCUCCCGAAGUCUCACAUCCGUCGCCUGCAGCGACGGCCCCAACGGCCUCAUCACGACCCACGGCUUCCAAACUCAAGGUCAAAUUCCUGGAUUUCCUAAUAUUGGAGGGAGUUUCGAAAUUGCUGGAUGGGGGAGUGCGCAGUGUGGAGCAUGUUAUCAAGUAACGUAUAAUCAAAAAACCAUCAAUGUGAUCGGAAUUGAUCGUGCGGGUGAUGGGAUGAAUUUGGCCAAGGCGGCCAUGGAUACUUUGACGGGGGGGAGAGCGGUGGAGUUGGGUGCUAUUGAUGCGACUGUCACACGAGUGGCUUCGGGAGUCUGUGGAUUGUGA